This is a messenger RNA of Alternaria arborescens, 579 nucleotides long. RefSeq lists its product as hypothetical. Bases 1 to 579 code for a protein of 192 amino acids. NCBI's taxonomy places the organism in Eukaryota, Fungi, Ascomycota, Dothideomycetes, Pleosporales, Pleosporaceae. The transcript has a single exon. The record is from RefSeq and is a predicted model, not a curated record.
AUGCCAGGCUUUACUUCCUUUCUGCUCGGUCACGGUCGCUUCUCUGCCGCUGUCCAGGACUCUACACCACCUGAAUCCGACAACGAGCUCGAAACUGAAGCCUCCAGGAAGCGUCGUUUGCAACAAGAGCUUAGGCGCGCUCGUCAGGUAUCUCGUAUCUACAGUACCGUCCUAACACGCAAAGACACUGAACAGACUUUGGGGACGCUAAAGCAACUCGAAUCCGAUAUUGAUGCUCAGAUCAAGAGCUUCCACGACAUGGGUGUUGCGUCUCAGAAGAAGCGUAAAGAGAUAAUUAACGAAUUCACCACGCGUGGUCAGUUCGUCCUUCAAAACGGUAUCAAGGUAUUAGAGCGGUUUGGAAAUGCUCAAGGGCCGGUGCAGGUUCUUCUUGAAGCGUUCAUGGAAUUGAAUAAGGUAAUGGUAGAUGGGAGACGGGAGAACGGGAUGGUAGAUGUUCAGGGUGUACGGGAUGUCGUGGCGGUGUAUCAACGGCAAAUCAAGAAGCCGCUGGGUGAUGCAGUCAAGGAACUUGGAAAGGCGCUCCGUAGAAAGGAUGACUGGACCGAUCUGGAGUAG